Messenger RNA from Iphiclides podalirius (scarce swallowtail), 1266 nucleotides. NCBI's taxonomy places the organism in Eukaryota, Metazoa, Arthropoda, Insecta, Lepidoptera, Papilionidae. The record is from the annotation of a GenBank genome assembly.
AUGGCAACGACACUCAUGAAGGUUGAAUUGGAAAGCGAGACUUGUUCGAUAUGCGGUACCACCGGCGAUUUGCUAAGCCCCGAGGAACAUGACGCUGGCUCACCACCUUUACAAGUACCCUUGCGGUCGAUGCUACUGCAGCUUAACAACAACAAGGUCGUCCCUGAAGGCAGGCUGUGCAUGGAAUGCAUUCGUCGCGCUAUAGAAGCAUAUGAAUUUAGUACCGCGCUUAAUACAAAAGCGACACCACCAUUGAGCGAAAAAAUAAGGGCUUUACGUCGGAAGCUACACGAGCUAACACAGAAGAUCGAUGUGUUCAUUGUUGUGGGUGGACCAGGAGUAAACUCUGGUGGGUCUUACAGUGAAGAUGACAUUAUAAUGGUUGAAAGGGAUGCAUUAGCGGCUGCAGCAGCUGCAGACGAUGAAGAUUUAGAGCAAGCGAGAAAUGCUUGUGGUGACACUGUCUAUCAAUGCUCUGUUUGCCCAUUAUCCUUCCAGCGUGCAAGUGAGUAUCGUGCACAUAUUGCCACGCACCCCGGAGGCGCUCGCCACUCCUGCUGGACAUGUGGUGCACAGUUUGCCACACGUACGGCUCUUACUGAGCACUCAGUGCUGCAUGCGGCACAAGAUCUCUCUGGAUCUGCUUGCCGUUUAUGUCAUACUGAGUUUCAGAGCGCGUCGGAGCUGCGCCGGCACGAGGCGGCGUGCGAGGCGCGCUGCCCCGUGUGCGGGGUGCGCUGCUCGUCGCGCUCCACGCUGGCGGCGCACGCGCAGAGCGCCCACUCGAGCGCGCCGCCGUACCUCUGCGCGGCGUGCUUCGCGCGCUUCGGCUCGCGCGAGCUGCUCGCCGCGCACCGGCUGCGCCACCGGCACGCGGACCGCUUCGUGUGCGGCUACGACGCGUGCAUACUGCGCUUCGCCACCAGGAACGACCUGCUGUCGCACAUCCGCAAGAGCCACGGGGGCGCAGGCGCCGACUCGGAGCCCGAGGCGGAGCCGCGGCCGGAGCCCCCGUCGCCGCCGCGGCAGCCCGAGCGCACGCCCUCCGUCGCCUGCCCGCACUGCCCGCGCAAAUUCGGGUCUGUACCAGCCAUGAAGCGUCACCAACGCGUGCAUCGAAAUGAAAUACGCGUAACGCAUGGUGGCCUAGACUGGCAAGUGGAUGGAGAUGGAGAAAUGGAGACAGGUGGAGAGGUGGAAUACUUGGAAAUGGAUGCAUUAGAUGAUGUGGAUUAUAGACCUGAUGAAGAUAAGGACGAUCUGAAC